Molecule: messenger RNA, 2451 nt
Organism: Ascochyta rabiei
Lineage: Eukaryota; Fungi; Ascomycota; Dothideomycetes; Pleosporales; Didymellaceae
Exons: 2
Coding region: 1-2451 (816 amino acids)
Source: RefSeq, a predicted model, not a curated record
AUGCGUGCGUUCAACGUCAUAGCCGCGGCGCUUCUGGCACGCGUCGCGGAAGCUUCAUCCCUCAAACCGCCCAUCCUGCCGUUGAUUGUGAGGAAUCCAUACCUAAGCACAUGGCUACAGAAUGCACGAGAAGAGCCUUGGAGCAAAUGGCCCAUGUUCUGGACAGGGGACGAGAUUGGAUUUGGAGUGCUUGCCUCUGUCCCGGACACGGACAACGUGUACCCGCUACUUGGCCGACCGCACGACUCGCUUGAGCAGAGCAGUGAGCACUACACUGUCGCGUUCCCCAUAUACAAAGGCGCAAAGUACGAUGCUUCGACGACGAACCUGACGUACACCAUUCCGGCACCUCCGAAACUCGCCAGUGCUGGCGAUGUCGAGAUCACGCUCUCGUUCCUCUCGCCCAUCACCCCGACGUCUACGCUGCGCCAAUCGAUACCUGCUGCGUAUCUGAGCAUCUACGUGCACGGAAGCUUCGAUGUAAAUAUAUAUGUGGAUGUCAACGGACAAUGGGUUAGCGGCAAGCGAGACAGCCCCAUCGAGUGGGGCCUGACGGAGCGGGAGGCUGCCGGUUCCGCAAAGGGGCUGAAGACGUGGAGAGUCAAGCGUCAGGUCGAGCAGAUCUUUACUGAAGAACACGAUCAGGCUGAAUGGGGUCAGCUGCACUUUACUGGGCCAAGCGAUGCACGCCAUGAGUCGGGCACUUCGGCUUUGCUGAGGCAGCGGUUUGCAAAGACGGGAACACUACAAGAUCAGGUCGACGACAACUUUUGCUCCAUCAUGGAUGAAGAGCCUGUUUUUGCUUUCUCCAAGAGCUUCAAGUUGAACAACGCGUCUUCAAUGUCGUCGAAACCAACUGAGCAGAGCGUGCUGUUCACCAUCACCCACAUACAGGACCCUGUUACGCAGUACGCCUCGGCGCGCGGGCUCACCUUCAUGAAGCCUCUCUGGUCAUCGUGGUUCCCCGAGGACAACAAACUCAUUCAGUUUCACUACGGAGAUUUUGCAAACGCCAACAGCCUGGCGAGCAACUACUCCGAGCAGCUACGCGUCGAUGCCUAUCAGUCUGGCUCUACAAAUUACGUCGACAUUGUGGCGCUUUCUGCUCGACAAGCCAUGGGCGCCACGAGUUUCUCGGGAACGCCCGAAAACCCUCUGCUCUUCUUGAAGGAAAUCUCAUCAAACGGCAACAGCCAGACAGUCGAUGUCAUCUUUCCAGCCUUCCCGUUCUUCCUCUACACCAACCCUCGGUGGCUUGCGUACUUGCUUGAACCACUUCUGGAACACCAGCUUAGCGGCCAGUAUCCAAACAAGUACUCGAUGCACGAUCUUGGCGCGCAUUUCCCGAACCUGACUGGACAUGCCGACGGUCGAGAUGAGUAUAUGCCUGUAGAAGAGUGCGGAGACAUGCUCAUCAUGGGCCUGGCGCUCAUCAACUCUAUGAGCUAUAGCUCCGACGGCGAUGCUCAAUCUAUAUGGUCAACUGUUGGUGACGACACCGAUGCUGUAGACUCGAACGAGACGCCUUUUGCGCUGACAAACAUCGGCCAACAUGGCGGCAUCUCCUACAUCGACGACACCUGGGGUGGUAGUACCAAGGGCGUCAAGCAAGCCAAGAAAUGGCUGGAGGGCAGCUACGAACUCUGGAAGCAGUGGACAGGCUACCUGGUCGAAGACGCCCUCGAGCCCCACAACCAGCUCUGCACAGAUGACUUCGCUGGCUGGUUGCCCCUCCAAACGAAUCUCGCUCUGAAGGGUAUUGUCGGCAUCAAAGCCUUCAGCGAAAUCGCCGACCUUGUGGACCGCUCUGCCGACGCAAAGCACUAUCGUAACAUCUCAGAGACUUACAUUGAGAAGUGGCAGGAGUACGGUAUUUCCAGAGACGGGGGCCACGCUAAACUGGCGUACGACUGGUACGGGAGUUGGACGACGCUGUAUUCGCUGUACGCAGAUGCAGUGCUGUGCUUCCAUCCGAGCAUCACCGACUCUUCAUCCUCGGAACGUGAUGUCGAAGUUGUCGAUGGCUUUUCAGCCGGCGCUGAAUCCGCCCAAAGACCACUCACCCCCAGCAGAGCCCACCACGGCCGCACCCCAAUCACGCACAACUUCAUCCCUUCCAGCAUCUACAAGAACCAAUCCGACUGGUACGCCGAAGUGAUGCAAAAGUACGGCCUACCCCUCGACUCACGCCACCUGUACACCAAAUCCGACUGGGAAUUCGAAGCCGCCGCCGUCGCCUCGAAGCGCGUGCGCUCCGAGAUCCUCGACCGCGUGGCGCGCUGGCUCAACGAGACGGUCACGGACCGCCCGUUCACCGACCUGUACAACACCGAGGGCGACGGCGGAUUUCCCGGCCCGUGGUUCUUCGCUCGGCCGGUCGUCGGUGGGCAUUUUGCUUUCUUGACGCUCGAGCGGGCCUGUGGCGGUACGGCUGCCAGGGCGUUUGACUAG